This is a messenger RNA of Acanthaster planci (crown-of-thorns starfish), 366 nucleotides long. Its product is annotated as putative TrmH family tRNA/rRNA methyltransferase. Lineage: Eukaryota; Metazoa; Echinodermata; Asteroidea; Valvatida; Acanthasteridae. The record is from RefSeq and is a predicted model, not a curated record.
AUGGCUGCGGAAAUUUCUCAUUUUCCCCUUUUUUCUUUUGAUGAUUUAUUAAUUGAUAUCAAAAACAAAACUUCACCUCAAAUUAUUUUAAUUUUAGACAGCAUUCACGAUCCUCAAAAUGUCGGUGCCAUCAUUCGUUCCGCAUGUGCAACCGGAGUUGAUGCAAUUAUUAUUGCCAAAACAGGACAAGCUCCAAUUAACUCGACAAUUGCUAAAACAUCCGCCGGAAGAACCGGAGUGAGUUCGCUUUUACAUCGGGCCUCGGAUUUUCGAGUGUAUUUACCAAUGAUUAACACGGAAUCUCUCAAUGUAAAUGCCGCAACUGCUGUUUUAUUGUAUGAAAUUCGAAAAAAGCAAAAUUUCUGA